Messenger RNA from Centruroides sculpturatus (bark scorpion), 2573 nucleotides. RefSeq names its product intraflagellar transport protein 88 homolog. Gene Ontology annotation, biological process: intraciliary transport; non-motile cilium assembly. Gene Ontology annotation, cellular component: centriole; ciliary basal body; ciliary base. The transcript is spliced from 21 exons. The record is from RefSeq and is a predicted model, not a curated record. Bases 166 to 2478 code for a protein of 770 amino acids. Gene Ontology annotation, molecular function: kinesin binding. NCBI's taxonomy places the organism in Eukaryota, Metazoa, Arthropoda, Arachnida, Scorpiones, Buthidae.
UCAAGUACGUUUGCCGAUUUCAAUUUAUAUUAUUAAAUAUCAGUUGCUUAAUAUCAUUUAAUAGCUAUUUAUUUAGCGGAAAGUUAAAAAAAAAAAAAAAUAAUAAUUCUAAUGACGCCAUGAUGGAUUUGGACGCUUAGACUUUUCUUAGUUUGGUCAAAGAAAAUGGAAGAUAUUCAUUCAGCAAAAGACGACGAUUUGUAUUCUGGAUACAAUGAUUACGAUCGUUUAACGAAAAAUGAAUAUGAAAGAAAUCCGUUAAAGACCACAACACUUAGGAUCGAGCCUUCUUCGGAAGCGACCCCUAUUAUAAAUUACAGGACAUUUUCCAGUAAUAAGAAUACAGGCAUACGACCAAUGACCCCAGAUCAGAUGGCUUCUUCCGUGUUAAACAUGGGAAAAUAUCCUUCUGAACCUACAACUAAUUUGUCUAAACCUAUGACUCCAAGAACUGCAGCAGGAUAUAGGCCUACUCCAUUUCGAAAUAAAGCAAUGCUGUCGCAGUUAAAGCUUGGAAAAUCGGAUUUUUCUGCAGUAAAAGAUGAGCAAAGUCCUCAGGAAUACAUAAAACAGCUUGAAAAAGAAAUAGAGAAGUUAAUAGAAGAAAGUUGCAUAGUUUCUGCUGAAGGCGAUUUGAAAACAGCUCUGGACAAAGCAAAAGAAGCUGCAAUGAAAGACCAACAUCUUGAUCGUUAUAGAGAACAACUGAUUGUAAACGUGUCUAAAGAUAUGGUUUUGACACAAUGUGUAUUGUCAAAUUUGGCUAAUCAGUAUAUGCUAAAUGAGAAUUAUCCGGAUGCUCUUAAAACGUACAGACUUCUCAUCCGUACCGUCCCUUCUCCAAAUUCCACUUAUUUAAGAGUUAACAUCGGAAAUAUAUAUUAUAAACAAAAUAAUUAUCCAAAAGCUAUCAAAUCAUACAGGAUGGCGUUGGAUCAAGUUCCAACUAUCUAUCAAAGUUUAAAAAUAAAAAUAAUGAAAAAUAUAGGACUUACAUUUGUUCAAAUGGGUCUCUUUGCCGAAGCAAUAACCUCAUACGCAUAUAUCAUGAACGAGAAACCCGAUUUCAAGACUUGUUUAAACUUGCUUCUCUGCUAUUAUUCUCUCAGAGAUCAGAAAGGAAUGAAAUAUUGCUUCCAACGGUUGAUCAAUAUCGAACUCGGUUAUAUGAGUCACGAGAAUAAUUGUACUUCUAAUGUGGAAAUUGGCGAAAAUCAUUGUUUAGUAACAGAAGCCAUUCGAAAUGACACUCUGGCAAAACUCGAACAGAAGAAGAAACACGAAGCCGAAUCUAUCAUACUCAUUGCUUCGAAAUUAAUUGCACCCGUCAUAACUUCGAAUUUUUCUACUGGAUAUGAAUGGUGUAUUGAACAGUUAAAAUUAUCUUUCUUUUCCGAACUGGCAAAAGAUUUAGAAGUUAAUAAAGCUGUAAUGUAUUUAGAAAAAAGGAAAUUCACUCAGGCUGUUGAGACGUUAAAGUUGCUUUUUAAUGAUCCUAGAAUACUUGAAACAGUUGCAACCAAUCUUUCUUUUAUAUAUUUUCUGCAAGGAGACAUUAAAAAUGCUGAAUAUUAUGCAGACGAAGCCAUUAGGGCCAACCAUUAUAAUUCGGGUGCUUUAGUUAACAAGGGAAAUUGCUUACUGGCUAAAGAACAUUACAAUGAAGCUAUACGUUUCUAUACUGCGGCAUUCAUCCGUGAUGCUAGUUGCUUAGAAGCUCUGUACAACUUAGGGUUAACUUACAAAAAAUCUGGAAUAUUUUCUGAUGCUCUUGUAUGCUUUAAUAAAUUUCACGCUACUCUUCAAAUUCAUCCACAAGUCCUAUAUCAUAUUGGCGAAAUAUAUGAGUUAACUGGAAAUUUUGAUAAUGCAAUCAAAUGGUAUGAAAAGUGUCUUUCUCUAGUACCAUCCGAACCCCAACUGUUAUCAAGAAUUGGUUUCUUGUAUGAUGCUGAAGGUGACAGACAACAGGCUCUGCAUCAUUAUGAACAAGCCUAUCGUUAUUUUCCAUCCAACGUAGACAUUCUAGGAUGGCUGGGAGUGUACUAUGUUGAUAUUCAGAUUUAUGAGAAAGCUAUAGAAUAUUUCAGAGAAGCUUCAAGAAUUGAAUCGAAUAAUUCCAAAUGGCUUUUACUAAUGGCAAGUUGUCAUAGGAGAAAUGGAAAUUAUAAUGAAGCUCUAGAAAUUUAUAGGAAUGCUCAUGAAAAAUUCCCUCAAAAUAUAGAAUCUUUAAGAUUUUUGGCUAGAAUAUCAUCUGAUUUAGGAUUAGAAGAAGCUGAUGAAUAUGUAACAAAGUUAAGAAAGAUAGAAAACUGGAAAUAUGAAGAUAUGAAAAUGUAUGAGCAAUUUCAACAGAAAUUAACUUUUAUCAAUGAUGCCAAGCAGCUAACAAAUGAUAACGCUUCAGUCACAAGUAAAAAAUGCAAUGCAAUUAGUUUUGAUGAUGACAUAGAAGUGAAUGAUCUUUUACCAGAUUAAUGACAAUCUAGAUUAGUAUCUAUGAAAAAAUGUGCUGAGACAAAAUUUAUUUAUUUUUUUCUUAAAGUAUAAAAUAAAACCUUCAUUGAAUUAUU